AUGCUAAUGUUAAACACUAAAAACAAUGAUAUGGAAAAUUCGAAACUUAUUGUCAGCAUCUAUGUUCAUACGGGAGUAAAUUAUUAUCGAAAAAAUGAAUUUAAUGUAGGAUUUUAUUAUUCAAAGCUUGCUGAAGAUAUACAACAAAAAAUAUAUCCAAAUGGUCAUUUAGAUUUAGCUCGAACUGUUAACACACUUGGUGCAAUUUACUUUAUGAGAGGCUGCUAUAACUUAGCUCUUAGUUAUUCGAAAAAAUCUCUAAGUAUAAGUGAAAAUAUGUUAUCUUCGAAUCAUCCCUAUUUGGGCGUACUUAAUAUGAACAUUGGACUAGUUUUCAAUGAAAUGGAUGAAGUUGAGCUAGGAAUUAAUUUUGGAAAAAAAGCAAUUGAAAUUUACGAGAAAAUUACACCGUCUGCUCAUGGUAAUAUGGCACAGGCGUUUAUAAAUCUCAGUCAUUCAUAUGACCUCAAAGCUAAUUAUUAUCAAGCAUUAGAAUUGCAUAAGAAAGUCAGCUCAAUAUUGGAAAAAAUACUUCCAUCAGACCAUCAACUAAAUGCACAUAAUUUAUGUAGAGGUGGAAAAAUUUAUUAUCAUUUAAAUCAGACUGAUCUAGCAUUAGAAUGUGAAUUAAAAGCGUUGAAUAUUUACGAAAAAUAUUCCAAUAACACACAGAUAGCAACGGAUCAUUCAAAUAAAACGUCCGAUUCUUCGUUGAGAUACGACGGUUUAUGUUAG
Messenger RNA from Didymodactylos carnosus, 735 nucleotides. Lineage: Eukaryota; Metazoa; Rotifera; Eurotatoria; Philodinida; Philodinidae. The record is from the annotation of a GenBank genome assembly.